AUGGACGCCGAUCUGCGAAUACCCGAUAUACCUUUAGCAAAAGAAGAAGACAUUGAUUCCAACAAAAAUAGUCAAAAUGAUGAAGAGGAAAACCCCAUCAGAUCGGCAGACGAAGAAAGAAUCAGUGAUGAAUUCUCAGGAUCACUCGAGGACUUGGUAGGCAACUUUGAUGAAAAAAUUAUAAAAUGCCUCAAAGACCAUGAGGCUAAUACGGAGGAGAUAGCUCCAGUUCAAGUACGAACUCAGGAUGAAAUCAUGUCAGAAAGCCAAACAUGGUGGACUUUGACAGGAAACUUCGGAAACAUUCAACCAUUAGAUUUCCAUAAAUCAGCAAUUCGCAAGCAUAUGCUUCCUGCUCUGGAUCUUCAGGAUCGAACGAGCAACAGCGAAGACGGAGGAGUGUCAUCCGGUGAUGAGGACGAACUAAGACAUCAACUAGAUAUGCAUCAGCUCGUAGCACAGGGAAGUCUCACAGACUCCCCACCACAGACGGCUGAUCAGGUCAUCGAAGAGAUCGAUGAAAUGCUACAGUCCUGUGAUUUUACGGCCUCUAUGAUGACCGACAGAACUAUGGAAUCUGUUGAUUCCAUGUACUCGUCCAUGCGGUCCCCUUUACCUUCCGGGGGCCAUUGCUCAGACGCUGACUCAAAAUUGCGUCAAACGCAAGCACUCGCUAGCAAUCCAGAAAGAUUCAACAGUGAAGCCCUACAUGAUCUCCAAGAGUUAUCAUACUCCAAGUUGGUCACUCUGAAUGCUGAAAUGGAACAACUCAUCCAAGUUUAUAAUGAGAGUUUAGUGGAAGAGUUAGCCCAUAGAGACGAACUGGAAUAUGAAAAAGAAAUGAAAAACUCUUUCAUCUCACUACUUCUUUCAAUACAGAACAAACGUCGUCAGUUCAACAACGAACGGAAGCGGAAAGGAUCCAAAAUUGAUCCUUCCCAGAUGCCGCAGUUCAUGACAGCUACCAUUCCCUACAAUGAAGGGCAGCAUGUCGACAACGCCACCUUAGCCCAACUCAUUAAAAUUCUCAAAGCUAUUAAUGAUGACAACUCCACAGUCCCGUCUUUACUUACUGACUACAUUCUCACUGUGGUUUGUCCCAAAACAGUAGCUUGCUAA
Auanema sp. JU1783 is the source of this 1119-nucleotide messenger RNA. The record is from the annotation of a GenBank genome assembly. NCBI's taxonomy places the organism in Eukaryota, Metazoa, Nematoda, Chromadorea, Rhabditida, Rhabditidae.